Messenger RNA from Cladocopium goreaui, 1803 nucleotides. The record is from the annotation of a GenBank genome assembly. Lineage: Eukaryota; Dinophyceae; Suessiales; Symbiodiniaceae.
AUGGCCGCGUCCGAUGAAUGGCUGGUAGUUGACAGUCACGGCGUACUCGGAAGUACCACAGAAGAGCAGGCUUUGACUGCUAUUUUUGGUCCAUAUCCUGGAACAGAGCCAGAGGAAGAGCGUGGAUUGGAAGAGAUGCUUGAUGCUAGCAUUGAAGCAUGUGGUGACCCUGGAUUCUCAGAGCGGAAGCGCCCGACCCAGCGCACAUUACAUGAUGUGAUUGGAAAGCCAAAGGCAAAGGCAAAGACAUGUGCCCGUGCCACCAGUCAUUCCAUGGGCAGUGCGUCGUCAUCAUCUGGACCUGGACGGUCUGGACGUGCUUUUGAUUUCCAGAGAGCUCUAGCUGGCAUUCAGCAUGCAGAGCCUGUGCGCAACUCCGAUGGCCCUAGCCAAAGGGUUACGGGAUCAGCACUCUUUGAGGAUGAGGAAGGGGGUCGAGUUGUGGUUCACGAAGAUGAAGACCAGAUCACGAUCUUCUGUGGUGAGCCUAUCAUUGUCCCACCACUUCGGUUGCAUCGGCUCACUGCUUCCACGAUAAAGGCUGCUCUGGAUGACUGGAUGCCAUUGUGGCCAUCCAAGAGGUCGACAUUGGUCAGUGGCGCGGUGUACAACAUUGCGAUACUGCUUGCUGAUGGUGCCUUCUCAAAUGUUCUUGUGAAGAAGUUUGAGGCUUUAGUGGUGCCGGGUGGGACAGUGGGAGAGGUCCCAAAGGAGCCAGAGCCGGCUGCCCCAGAAAUCAAACCAAAGGGACGUGGUCGUGGUAAAGGCCGCAGCCGCGGCAAGGGCAGCAAAAGUGAAGAUGUUGGUCCAGCACCCAAAAAAGAUAUUGAGGAUUCCAAGGAAAAGGAUGAAAAAACCGAAAAAGCAAAGAAAGGACCAUUCUUGCUUACCAACUUGGUUCGUGUUGGAAACCAGAUGCGAGGGGCAAGCACAUGGAGUAUUUUGCAAAAUGCACUGCAGAAGGUGAUUGAGCAAAAGCUUGUCUUGCGUCCAUUGUCAUCCCGCCCGCAAAGUGCACUUGAUCAAUUGAAAUUCAACAUCGAGAUCUUGAAACUCUUGGGUAAGUUACCUUCAGGCUUUGAUUUCAAUGCGACUGAAUUGUCUGAAGACUCUGAUCAGCAUAGCACGGCCAACAGCAAGAAGCAGAGUGAACUCGUGGAGUCAGCAUCUGAACUUUUGAGGCUGGUUGGCUAUUCCGACUGGCAGGGGAAGGACUUGAUCGUGUACGUAGAUGACUCAGCAUUAGAGAAUGGCAUGCAGCAGGAAAAACUUCGACAUGCAGUUGUAGAUCACGUGACGAUCUUGUAUCGACAUAUCUUUCUUGCCUCGAAACCCAGCAGACCAGCCCAAGCUCGCUGGACAGGGGUGGCUAGUGUAGCUGAGUUUGCAUUGGGUUUGUCAUUAUCUUUUGGAAUGCUACAGCCACUCUUUGCAUCUCUGGCAUCGAAAGACAGUGACAGUAGCGGAUUGGCGAAGACCAUGGACAAGGAUGCUGAUGUCUGGGCCCCAUUUGAAUCAGCAUUGAGCAGGGCCAAUGAGAAAACGACACCGCUGAAGCUGUUUUUGUUGAUGGAAUGCAAUCGACCCAUUCGAAUGCUGCUUUUCUACAUCCUUCGCUACGAGUUUGGGUGUGAGAGCCAGGACACAGAAGAAGAUGAUCUGCGGGAACUUUGUCGGAGGUCUCCAGUUGACACCUUCAGCUUUGGGCUUUUCACCCGUUUUAUGUCGCAGCCGCCCUGUUGCCUCGACCAUGGCUUUGGACGCCCACUUCAAGCCAGCCUGAAGACGUUGACUGAGCCAGAG